AGGCUUCCCAUCAUCGGAGGAACGCACUGGAUUUUUCUUACUAAAGAACUUUUAAUCAAAUACCAUAGAAAAACAAGGUAUUUGGUUUGAGCAUGUCAGAGUGGACAGUGGUGCUCGAUAAUUCCAUAAAAAUGAGAGAAACAUUGAAUGUUUGGUGGUGUGUGCAUCAAGACUCGAGAGAAAAGCGAAAAGAGAAGACGAUUCCAUCGCCGCAUGAGCGCUAGAGACGGGAAUCACUUCGCUGGAUAGUGAAAAGGCGCGCUGAAGCGCACAGCUAAUCCACCAUAAACUGAUGGACAUCAGCACUUCCUCCUUCAACAUGAACGACUACAAUGGGACAACAAUGUCUGAGAAUACCAGCAGCACCAAUGCCUCAUUCGGAUCCUUACUUCCCUUCAGUGAGGUUACUGCAGUGACCUACACUAUUGUCUUCGUUGUGGGUUUCUUGGGUAACGCAUUAGUUAUCUAUGUAGUUGCCCGAUACAGCAAGAUGAAGACAGUAACCAACAUGUACAUCCUGAACUUAGCUGUGGCAGAUGAACUCUACAUCUUAGGGAUCCCCUUCAUAGGGACCAAUAGUGUUUUCUCCUAUUGGCCAUAUGGAGAUUUUCUCUGCAAGGUGGUCAUGACCGCUGACGGCAUGAGCCAGUUCGCCUCCACCUUCUGCCUGACGCUGAUGAGCAUUGACCGCUUCCUUGCUGUGGUUUAUCCCAUUCGUAGCACCAGAUGGCGAAAGCCACGGAUGGCCAAGAUUUUCAGUGGCCUGGUGUGGGUUGUUUCCCUCUUGAUGGUGUUGCCGGUCACCAUUUUCUCACAUGUGCAGGAAAACUUCAACACCUGCAACAUAAACUGGCCAAACCCUCUGGGACUAUGGUCUGUUGUUUUUAUCCUGUACACGUCAAUCAUGGGAUUUUUUGGCCCUUUGGUUGUCAUCUCUCUCUGCUAUCUCCUGAUUGUCAUCAAGGUGAAGUCUUCAGGCGUGCGGGCAGGCCUGACUAAGCGCCGUAAGUCAGAGUGCAGAGUGACGCGCAUGGUGGUGAUCAUCGUGGUGGUUUUUAUACUUUGUUGGCUGCCCUUUUUUACUGCCAACAUUGUGAAUUUGUUUCAUGUCAUACCUGAGGACAAAAUCACUACCGCUGUCUACUUUUCCCUGGUCAUCCUCACCUACGUCAACUCCUGUGCCAAUCCAGUCCUCUACGGUUUCUUGUCUGACAAUUUCAAGCAGAGCUUUAGGAAAGUGCUUUGCUUCUACAAAGAGAAUGGUGCUACGGAACCAGUGGGGACCAGACAGAACACUGAGAAGGCCAUCCAGAUGGAGGUCAUAGGAAACACCGACAAUGAGCCUUUCAACUCAAAACCUGCAUUGAAUGGCCAGUGAUUAUUGUUUUGUUGCUGAUCCCACUUGUACCGGUGGACCACAAGGAACUCAGACAUUUCACCCAUUGGGCUUCGUACAGAUAGGGAAUUUCCUGUGUUUAUUUCAAUUAGCCUCAUUCCUCACUUUGACAUCUCUGAAGAGGUUCAUUGAACUGUUUGAUAAACAGCUUUUACUAACCACUGCAUUUUUUUGUUUCCAUGUCUUUGUACACUGCAACAGAUUGACUGUGAGCAUUUGUUUUGUUGUUGUUGUUGUUGUGAAGAUAGUCAAAAGAAUAUCAGUUUUUAAAUAUAUUGUAAUCAUAUUAGACUUGUUGUGUUGUUAUUGUUUUAUUAAGCAUGAUCUUUUCUGAAGAAGUGCUCUUUGUGAUGCUUUUCUAACAUGCAGUCUGUACCAUUUGCUUAAAUUGCAUAUUUAGGGUGAUCCUUAUUUAGCACUGAAAAACAUCCAGAAAGAAUGUGUCAUGCCAAAUGGCUGACCAAUAGAUGGCCGAAUCAGAAAUGUUUUUUUUUUUUAGUAACAAGAAUCAAUUGUUUGGUGGUGCACUCAUUUUGGCUUUAAUGGACAAGUGUGACAGAAUAUUGAUCUCCUUAAACAACUCUCAGAAGAACAAUCCAGUAAAAAUAUUUGCUUUCCCUUUAAGGCAACAAGUAGGUAGUAGUUAAUCAAUGCAAUAUAACUAUAUAUUACGCAAAAUCAACCACAUAGGUCACAAGCAUGACCAUUAUCAGAGUGAUUUAAGAUGCUUGGCUCCUGUCAGUGUUGGUGGUGUACCC
Messenger RNA from Fundulus heteroclitus (mummichog), 2154 nucleotides. RefSeq names its product somatostatin receptor type 5-like. NCBI's taxonomy places the organism in Eukaryota, Metazoa, Chordata, Actinopteri, Cyprinodontiformes, Fundulidae. The transcript is spliced from 4 exons. The coding region runs from base 293 to 1378 and encodes 361 amino acids. Gene Ontology annotation, cellular component: neuron projection; membrane. Gene Ontology annotation, biological process: cellular response to glucocorticoid stimulus; regulation of insulin secretion; neuropeptide signaling pathway. The record is from RefSeq and is a predicted model, not a curated record. Gene Ontology annotation, molecular function: somatostatin receptor activity; neuropeptide binding.